Molecule: messenger RNA, 387 nt
Organism: Psilocybe cubensis
Lineage: Eukaryota; Fungi; Basidiomycota; Agaricomycetes; Agaricales; Agrocybaceae
Exons: 2
Coding region: 1-387 (128 amino acids)
Source: RefSeq, a predicted model, not a curated record
AUGGACCGUUCUUCAACUAAAGAAACAGCACUUGAAGAAAUUGAAGGCGUUUUGUCUGAGCCUCGCACACAAGAACAAUAUACCGGUGCUAUAUGGACCACUAAACGUCCGGAGCUGUGGGCCUACUAUCUAUACUAUGUAGGGAAUAACGGACUUUCGGGUUUCAACUUUGGACCUUCCCAGUUCCAAAAUUUGCUAUUUCUUGCAGGCUACGAUCCGGUAGCUGGCCCUGGUUCAGCAUGCAGUGUGAACGGCUGUGUCUUGCCAUAUCUUGGAGAGAUCCGCGACAUUUUGCUCUUCAAGCAUUUCUGUUACUCCUCAUCGGAGCAUGGGCCGAUUAUGGAACUUGGAGGUCUGUUCGACUACGAAAAACCAUUUCCUCUCUAA